AUGGCCGACGAAGUCUACGAAGGUGCCAUCGGCAUCGAUCUUGGUACCACCUACUCCUGCGUCGCCGUCUACGAAGGCACAAAUGUCGAAAUCAUCGCCAAUGAGCAGGGUAGCUUCACCACUCCUUCGUUUGUCUCCUUCACCGACGAAGAGCGCCUCAUCGGCGAGGCUGCAAAGAAUCAGGCGGCAAUGAACCCAGAAAACACAGUCUUUGAUGUCAAGAGAUUGAUCGGAAGACGAUUUGAUGACCCGACUGUGAAGAAGGAUAUUGAAUCAUGGCCGUUCAAGGUCGUUGACCAGGGUGGCAAUCCCAUGGUGCAGGUUCAAUAUUUGGGGGAGACCAAGACUUUCUCACCACAGGAAAUCUCGUCCAUGGUUCUUGUGAAGAUGAAGGAAGUUGCAGAGACCAAACUGGGCAAGAAAGUCUCCAAGGCUGUCAUUACCGUGCCUGCUUAUUUCAACGACAACCAGCGACAAGCCACCAAGGACGCCGGCGCCAUCGCUGGCCUCAACGUUCUCCGUAUCAUCAACGAACCCACCGCUGCCGCCAUCGCCUAUGGUCUUGGGUCUGGCAAAUCAGACAAGGAGCGAAACGUCCUCAUCUACGACCUUGGUGGUGGUACGUUCGAUGUUUCCCUACUAAACAUCCAGGGUGGUGUCUUCACGGUCAAGGCUACCGCAGGAGAUACGCAUCUGGGUGGUCAAGACUUCGACACCAAUCUCCUCGAACACUUCAAGAAGGAAUUCACGAGAAAGACCAAGAAAGACUUGUCCGGGGAUGCCCGUGCCCUUCGAAGACUUCGGACGGCCUGCGAACGCGCGAAGAGAACGCUGUCGAACGGAACGCAGGCCACUGUCGAAAUUGAUUCGUUGUUCGACGGCGAGGACUUCAAUGCUACAAUCACCCGUGCCCGUUUUGAAGAUCUCAAUGCCAAGAUCUUCAACGGCACUCUGGAGCCUGUUCAACAAGUUCUGAAAGACGCUGCUAUCGAGAAGUCAAAGGUGGAUGAGAUUGUGCUUAGCAUCAACCCUGACGAAGCCGUUGCCUACGGAGCCGCUGUUCAGGCAGGUAUCCUGUCCGGCAAGGCCACUUCUGCUGAGACUGCCGACCUCCUCCUACUUGACGUCGUCCCUCUGUCUCUCGGAGUGGCUAUGGAAGGCAACAUUUUCGCUCCCGUUGUUCCUCGUGGACAGACCGUUCCCUGCAUUAAGAAGAGGCAAGUAUAUCCAACCUUCACUACGGUUAUCGACAACCAGCAAACUGUUCAAUUCCCCGUGUUCCAAGGAGAGCGGACAAACUGCGAAGACAACACCUCCCUGGGUGAAUUCACGCUUGCUCCCAUCCCGCCGAUGAGAGCUGGUGAGGCUGCUCUUGAAGUUGUCUUUGAGGUCGACGUCAAUGGUAUCCUUAAAGUCACCGCGACCGAGAAAUCCUCGGGCAGAAGCGCCAACAUCACCAUCUCUAAUGCCGUCGGCAAACUCUCCACCUCGGAAAUCGAAAAGAUGGUCGAAGACGCCGCCAAAUUCAAGACCAGCGACGAGGCAUUCACCAAGAAAUUCGAAGCUAAGCAGCAACUCGAGUCUUACAUCGGCCGUGUGGAGGAGCUGAUCAAUGACCCUGGAUUGUCGAUGAAAAUGAAGCGUGGCAACAAGGCCAAGAUCGAGGAGGCUCUGAGCGACGCUAUGCAACAACUUGAGGUGGAAGAUUCCACACCAGAUGACUUGAAGAAGAAGGAGCUGGCUCUGAAGAGAGCUAUGACCAAGGCCAUGGCUACGAGGUAG
Molecule: messenger RNA, 1782 nt
Organism: Cladophialophora psammophila CBS 110553
Lineage: Eukaryota; Fungi; Ascomycota; Eurotiomycetes; Chaetothyriales; Herpotrichiellaceae
Product: heat shock protein SSB1
Exons: 8
Coding region: 1-1782 (593 amino acids)
Biological process (GO): cellular response to unfolded protein; protein refolding; vesicle-mediated transport
Cellular component (GO): plasma membrane; cytoplasm; cytosol
Molecular function (GO): ATP-dependent protein folding chaperone; ATP binding; misfolded protein binding
Source: RefSeq, a predicted model, not a curated record